UCCCCGUCGCCGCCGCCGCCGCCGCCUCGCCAGCCAGAGUUGGGCUCCGUGGGCUUCCCCCCUCGCAGCCUCGGUCCUUCCCCGCUGCCUGCAAGUCAGCCUGGCUCCGAGUCACGUGUCAGUGCCUGAGGCAGAGACUGCGAGGAAAAAAACGCGCUUCAUUCCUUCUUCCACCGCCAUACUGUAUUUUAUACUAAAUCUCAUUUUUAUUACAACAUUUUACUCCCGCUCGGUGAGUACCUUCUCAGUGGCAUUCUUGUCCUAUUCUUUUUUUUUUUUGUCCUUUUUUUUUGUUUUUUGUUUUUUGUUUUUUUGUUUUUGUUUUUUUUUCUUUUUUUCCACUUCUUUGAUUAUUGUUUAUAUUUGGGAAAGCUGGAGGAGCAUGAUUUUGAGCCUUUUCCUGAAUCCAAGUUUUUCUAGCAUGCGAUCGUUCUGUAGACAAGGCGCUGUGUCUCGGAGUCCGCGGCGACCGUGCCCGCUGGGAGCGUCUCCCAAGUCCAGCAAAAUGUGCAACUGGUUUUAUGGAAAAAGCGAUGUGAAGUAUGGUGCCUAUUUUUUUCCUUUGUAAAAAUAAAAAGCAUGUUUCUAACUCUUUUUUUGCAUACUCUUUUUCUGAUAACAUUUUUGUAUAGGUGGGAUUUUACAGCAGUGUUUACAAGUUUGUGGUCUUGCAAUACUGGUGCAAACCACUGAGCAAAGACAUUAAUUUUAUAUUUUUGUGCCCUUUUUGGAAGCCGGUGAGAACAAAUUCGUUUUUUUCCCUCCUGUUUUUGAUACCCAUUGAUAACAUGAAACUUUUCUUACAGCUGGUGACUGGGAUCAUUUUUAAGCAAAAUACUUUUUUCCUCCUUUAAAUUAACUAUGACUUUUGCACAUUUGACUUUUUUAAAAAAACCGAGAUAAUUUUAUGAUAGAUAUCCUGAUAUCUAUAUCUAUAUUGUCCCUUAUUUCUCCCCCUUCUCUCCCCGUAAAUCAAUUUUCAAAUGAUGGCAGUGGAAGGUUUUUCUGGAAAAAAAAAAAAAAAAAAAAAAAAAAGAAGUGCGGUUUGGUUUCCUUGUCAACGGAGGAUGAAGUGAACAGCUGAGCAGCUCGCAGAGAGCAGGAUUAAAGCAAGGAGAGCCAAUCAUGACUGGCAAAACACAGACCAGCAAUGUCACCAAUAAGAAUGACCCCAAGUCCAUCAACUCCCGUGUUUUCAUUGGCAAUCUAAAUACGGCAAUUGUCAAGAAAGUUGACAUUGAAGCCAUUUUUUCAAAGUAUGGAAAAAUAGUUGGAUGCUCUGUUCACAAAGGUUAUGCAUUUGUACAGUACAUGAGUGAGCGACAUGCAAGAGCUGCAGUGGCUGGAGAAAAUGCCAGAGUCAUCGCCGGCCAACCACUUGAUAUCAACAUGGCAGGAGAGCCCAAACCAUACAGACCAAAACCUGGAAACAAGAGGCCCCUUUCUGCACUUUACAGACUUGAAUCAAAGGAACCUUUCCUGUCUGUUGGCGGUUAUGUCUUUGACUAUGAUUACUACAGAGAUGAUUUCUACAACCGGUUAUUUGAUUACCACGGGCGUGUGCCUCCACCUCCCCGUGCAGUAAUUCCACUGAAGCGUCCCAGAGUGGCAGUCACGACGACUCGCAGGGGGAAAGGAGUCUUUUCCAUGAAAGGUGGAUCGAGAUCUACUGCCAGUGGGUCAACAGGCUCUAAAUUGAAAUCAGAUGAGUUACAGACCAUCAAGAAAGAAUUAACCCAGAUCAAAACUAAAAUUGACUCCUUGCUAGGGCGCCUGGAGAAGAUUGAGAAACAGCAGAAGGCGGAGGCAGAAGCUCAGAAGAAGCAAUUGGAAGAGAGUCUAGUGCUGAUCCAAGAGGAAUGUGUGUCAGAGAUUGCAGAUCACUCUACAGAGGAGCCUGCUGAAGGAGGGCCAGAUGCUGAUGGAGAAGAGAUGACAGAUGGGAUAGAGGAGGACUUCGAUGAAGAUGGGGGUCAUGAGCUGUUUCUGCAGAUAAAGUGAUCUGAAAUAACGCAUGAUGCCGCAAAGCAGAAGAGAAACUGUGACAACCCCCAGAAAUGUGAAAGGAGGUUUCUUACUGGACAGCAGCAUCUUUGGUUCAAUUUAUAUAAAAACCCAAAUAAAUAAAAUGGACAGUAUUGCUCAAUUUUAGAAUUCCAUUUCUUCUAUGUUUUAAGCUGUACAAUUGUCAGGUUUUUAUGGUUUAAAUUGUAAAUGUGUUUUCCCCUUUGCUAAUUAUGUUUUUUUUUUUAGUCUUAAAAUGUGAAAGGCAUUUAUGAAUGGUAAGGGAGACACUAUAUACAAAUGUAUAUUUGUAAAAGCUAUUUUUAUGAUUAGCAUGUUUCACUGUUGAUCAUAUAUAAAAGGUGAUAUUGCAAUUCUGUAUUUAAAGCUUAUUUCCAACAAUGUCAUGUAAGAAAAUAUGCAUCUUAUGCUAGUUUUUAUAAUUUAUUUUUAAUUUAUAGUUUAAAGUACUUGAGAUCAUAAUGAUAAAAUACUUGAAAAAGUUAUAUUUCUGCCCUGUAUAAGCACCCUUUUUAUUAAUAAAGAAUGCAGAUAUUUCAGAUGUGAUAUUAUAGUUAAAGAACUGUUGGUUUGAUCUGUGAUUAAGUUGAGCAUGCUCCGCUCUACAGAACUAAAGUGAUCCAAUUAUUCAGUCUGGGUAUGAGAUUCCAUGGACAGGUUUUAGUGUUCAUACAAGUAAGGACUAAAUUGCCAAGGAAAAGACUGUCUUGCCCUUGGAUCCAAAAGUUUAAAUUAGUGCAUACUCAUGUCAUUUCACCUCCUGUUCCUAGGAACUCUCCAUUCCCAAGCAUUGCAAGUGUUUUCCAGAUAAUCUUAGCUGUUGUCUUGUGCUGUGGAAAUGGAAGAAACCAUCUUCACAGACUGUAGGAGAAUUCAACAUAUAAUUUCUUAAUAAAUACUGUUUCUUUUAAAACAAA
Molecule: messenger RNA, 2942 nt
Organism: Mandrillus leucophaeus (drill)
Lineage: Eukaryota; Metazoa; Chordata; Mammalia; Primates; Cercopithecidae
Gene: RALYL
Product: RALY RNA binding protein-like
Exons: 9
Coding region: 1126-2001 (291 amino acids)
Cellular component (GO): nucleus
Molecular function (GO): RNA binding
Source: RefSeq, a predicted model, not a curated record